AUGGCGGCGGCCAUACGGGUGUACUGUGCCCUCCGCGUCACAGUCGGAGCUCCACUCCGCAGCUUCGUGUCCCAGAGUCGAGCCCCGGCCGCGGCUCUUCCCCCGGCGACGGCCUGGCAGCAAACCAGACAUGGCAGCUUCUUCAACAAGUUGACGGCUGAGGAGCUGUGGAGAGGUGUUCUGGCAGAGACCGGUGCCGGAGCCAGGAAGGGCCGAGGGAAAAGAACCAAGCGCAAAAUGAAGAAGGACCUGAACCGGGGACAGAUGCUCGGAGAAGGGCGAGGAGGUUUCCUGUGGCCUGGUCUGAACGCUCCGGUGGUGAAGGACGGCGUUCUGCAGAACAUGAGUCGACGAGGCGAGGCUGAGCAGCAGGAGCUGCAGGCCGACUUGGUGCGUCAGAGGGAGGAGUGGGACAAGAAGAGGAAGAUGAAGGUGAAGAGGGAGAGAGGAUGGACGGGGAACUCAUGGGGCGGCAUCAGCCUGGGCCCCCCCGACCCUGGACCCAAUGGAGAAACCUAUGAGGACUUUGACUCGCGUGUCAUCGAGGUGAAGACUGUGUUCAACAUGACGGCCAAGGAGGGAAGGAAGAGAUCCAUCAGCUGCCUGGUCGCCGUGGGGAACGGCAACGGAGCUGCAGGCUUCGCACUGGGUAAAGCAGCCGAUAGGAACACAGCUCUGAGGAAGGCCAAGAACCGAGCGAUCCACUACCUGUACUACAUCGAUCGCUUCAACGACCACACCAUUUAUCACAACAUCGAGUCCAAGUACAAGAGGACGACGCUCCGCAUGAAGAAACAGAACCAAGGUGCAGCUGCGUUCAGGUUAUGGUCUUCACUGCCACCGGGCUGUCAUCACUCUGUGCAAGCUGAUGGGGAUCCAGGACAUGUACUGCAAAGUGGACGGAUCCAUCAACUACCUGAACAUCACCAGGGCGCUCUUCACCGGAUUAGCCAAUCAGGAAACACACCAAACUCUGGCCAACAAGAAGGAGCUCCACGUGGUGGAGUUCCAGUCCCAGCGAGGCCCCCUCCCCCUGGUGGUGGCGAGUCCUAAAGCCGGCGCUCGAUCGGACCCGAAUCCCGAGGACGAGAUCCCCAACACCCGGCUGCACUGGGCCGACGUGAAGGCUGCUCAGGGAUCCAAGCGCUCCAUCUGGGCGGGGGUGAAACGCACCAUCUGGUAGAGCGGCUGAGGAGCGGACUCAUAGAGGCACGAGGAGCAGAUAACAGCUCUGAGGUCAGCAGUGAAGAACUUUUCUUUCAAGGAUCAAAGUUCCAUGUUCCUCAGAAUGGAGACAUCAAGCUUCACCUCACACAGACCAGGACACAGUGAGAUCUUGAUGUGUAGAGAUCCAUCCUUCAUUUCUGACUGAAUCAAAUGUUGAAUUGUUCUGAUAUAAAUAAAUCAUAAACCUGU
Molecule: messenger RNA, 1416 nt
Organism: Pleuronectes platessa (European plaice)
Lineage: Eukaryota; Metazoa; Chordata; Actinopteri; Pleuronectiformes; Pleuronectidae
Gene: mrps5
Product: mitochondrial ribosomal protein S5
Exons: 12
Coding region: 1-1053 (350 amino acids)
Biological process (GO): translation
Cellular component (GO): ribosome
Molecular function (GO): structural constituent of ribosome; RNA binding
Source: RefSeq, a predicted model, not a curated record